Molecule: messenger RNA, 1035 nt
Organism: Ophidiomyces ophidiicola
Lineage: Eukaryota; Fungi; Ascomycota; Eurotiomycetes; Onygenales; Onygenaceae
Exons: 1
Coding region: 1-1035 (344 amino acids)
Molecular function (GO): 4 iron, 4 sulfur cluster binding; catalytic activity
Source: RefSeq, a predicted model, not a curated record
AUGAUCGUGAGGCUUCUAUCAAAUGCAUUCUUGACAGAUGUAUCAAAAUAUGGGCUCGGGGUACUUAUAUUUACGGCGAUGCUAGCAGCAGCCGCAGCAUUUGUUUAUUUCCGAGGGCCGGGUGUCAGCAAAAAAUCAACACUUCCCGUUUCAGUGAACUACCACUUCACUCGGCAAUGCAAUAAAUCUUGCGGAUUUUGUUUCCACACUGCAACAACGUCAUUUAAAUUGGACGACGAGAAAGCGAAAGAGGGUUUAGCUCGCCUUAGAGCUGCAGGCAUGAAAAAGCUCAAUUUUGCGGGGGGAGAGCCGUUCCUUUAUCCAAAAUUUUUGGGUAUGCUUGCGAAAUUUUGUAAAGAAGACUUACGUCUAGAAUCAGUUUCAAUUGUAACGAACGGAAGCUUAGUUGAAAGAAAGUUUCUUGAAAAAUAUGGGAAAUACAUAGAUAUCCUCGCAGUUUCCUGUGAUUCUUUCAAUGAGCAGACAAAUAUCAAUAUCGGCAGAGGCAAAGGUGACCAAGUCACCAAGCUAUUUAAAAUCGCGGACUGGUGUCAUGAAUUUGGUAUCAAAUUCAAGUUGAACACAGUGGUCUGCAACUUGAACUAUCAAGAAGACAUGAACGCGACAAUUCAAAGAUUGCAGCCAUUUCGAUGGAAGUGUUUUCAGGUCCUCAUGGUGGCUGGGGAGAAUGACUCAGAGAAGACUCUCCGUGACGUUCGUAAAUUCCAGAUUACUGACGAUCAAUAUGCCGACUUUUGCUUGCGGCAUAAACAUCAACCCUCGUUUGUGGCGGAGCCAAACAAUCUGAUGGCAAAAUCGUACUUGAUUUUAGAUGAGUACAUGCGGUUUUUGGAUCGCGACGGGAGAUCGCCGUCAGAAUCUAUUCUGGAAGUCGAAGUCGCAACGGCACUGAAACAGGUUUUUUGGGAUGAAGAAAGCUUUGUUAAACGAGGAGGAGUCUAUGACUGGAGUAGAGAUCAGGGCAAAGCUGAAAAUGGAUGCAGUCCUUCUGAAAGUAAGAACUUAGAGUGGUAG